AUGCUCCUCAAUCAUUCUCCCAGACAAUCUGUUAAUACUCCGAGGCUCCUCCGUCACGUUUCUGCGACACCCAAGGACCGCCAAGCCGACAGCGAUCUUGCUCUCCUUCUUACUGAUAAGAGAGAUAGGGACAAGAGGCCUAUGGAACUUACGUUCUGCCGGUAUGCAAGCCAUCUUCUCAGCCUUUACAGCUAUUUACUAACAGACCGUUCAAAAGGGAAAUGGUAUCGCUUGCACGAACCAAGGAGCUGUAUCCGAUCCCCAAACGAGCCAGAAACUGUGCGGCGAAUAAAGCCUAUCAUAGCUUCACUCGAUAACUUGGAGGAAUGGGAGUCAGUUUCUUUUCCCAGUCCGCUACAGUCGAAUUUGGACUACGUGUACACGAUCGAUAUCGACGCCGGAACCUUAACUUUCACACGAUGGGAGAGCUUUGAUGGUUUGCUUCAGUCUUUUCCGGGCCAGAUACCGCUAUCUUGUCUAGAUGGAUCUCAUGGCUUGACGCUGGAUCCAUUAACUCGGGUUCCGGGCGAGGUAUAA
Molecule: messenger RNA, 537 nt
Organism: Paracoccidioides lutzii Pb01
Exons: 2
Coding region: 1-537 (178 amino acids)
Source: RefSeq, a predicted model, not a curated record